AAUCUUUUGACAGUUAUUCGUAUUUGCAAUCUCCUGAAUUCCAUUAAUCUGCAGGAUAUUACCAUUGUGAAGACAAUGAAAUCCCCACCUGCCGGUGUUCGUCUCGUCAUGGAGGCCGUGUGUGUGCUGAAAGGCAUAAAGGCGGAUCGUAUCAACGACCCUUCAGGGUCUGGCAAGAAAAUCGAGGAUUUCUGGGGUCCCUCAAAGAAGCUACUUGGUGACAUGAAGUUUCUGGAGAAUCUUAAGGCCUACGACAAAGACAACAUUCCAUCAGCUAUCAUGAAAACUAUCCGCGACAAGUACAUUCCGAAUCCCGACUUCAAGCCUGAACGUGUUGCGUUGGCCAGCACAGCCUGUGAAGGUCUUUGCAAAUGGGUAAUUGCCAUGGACCAAUACGACCGUGUGGCCAAAGUAGUAGCGCCGAAAAAAGAGGCCUUGGCCAUUGCGAUGGGCGAAUACAACGCGGCCAUGUCGCAACUUGAGAAAAAGCGGGCUGCUCUGAGAGAAGUUCAAGCCAGACUGCAGGUGUUGACUGAGGAGCUGGAGACAAAUAAGCGCCGUAAGAUCGAGCUCGAAAAUAAAGUCGAUCUCUGCUCAAAGAAGUUGGAACGAGCCGAGCAACUUAUCGGAGGCUUGGGCGGUGAAAAAGAGCGCUGGACAGAAGCAGCGCACAGUUUAGGAAUUCGCUACAACCACUUAACAGGCGACGUACUCCUCUCCAGCGGUGUGGUUGCCUACCUGGGGGCCUUUACUUCAGCCUACAGGCAGGAACAGAUCCGUUGCUGGCUGGAAACUAUGAAAAACAGCAAUCUUGCCUGCUCGACAAACUUCAGCCUCGUCGCGACGCUAGGCAACCCGGUUGAGAUUCGGGCCUGGAAUAUCGCU
Messenger RNA from Protopolystoma xenopodis, 885 nucleotides. The record is from the annotation of a GenBank genome assembly. NCBI's taxonomy places the organism in Eukaryota, Metazoa, Platyhelminthes, Monogenea, Polystomatidea, Polystomatidae.